Saccharomyces eubayanus is the source of this 5052-nucleotide messenger RNA. It is a transcript of the gene NUP188, whose product is annotated as Nup188p. The record is from RefSeq and is a predicted model, not a curated record. The coding region runs from base 1 to 5052 and encodes 1683 amino acids. Gene Ontology annotation, molecular function: structural constituent of nuclear pore. Gene Ontology annotation, biological process: protein import into nucleus; RNA export from nucleus. NCBI's taxonomy places the organism in Eukaryota, Fungi, Ascomycota, Saccharomycetes, Saccharomycetales, Saccharomycetaceae. The transcript has a single exon. Gene Ontology annotation, cellular component: nuclear pore inner ring.
AUGCUUAUAAACGUCUUGAACCACUCGACGAAACACAAUUUUAGCCUAGCCAUCCCUUGCCGCCGCCAGAAGAAAAGGACUCCACCAGCCAUGGCUACACACUCAAUUGGGAAUCCCGCUCAGGAAUUAUCCUUCACUUACGUCGCCAACUUCAUCAACGAUGCUGCUGCUGAUGUUUCCGCUGUGGACGCUAGCCAACUGGCUCAAAUAAGACAGUUUUUGAAGACGCAUAAGGCAACGCUCAUCCAAGGUGUUUCACAGCCAAAGCCGGACGUAGUCGCACCACGCGGUGACAAUAAACUGCGCUCCUUAAUCGCACAUUUACUGCAGAUAAACGUCGAUGAUGAUCCGUCGUUUGCUCACUCUGAGGACCCUGGCCUCGCUGCUCAGCUCUUUAUAUCCGAGAGGUCGUCCAAACUACACAUCCUGUACUCGCUUCUCGUCCACCCAGAUAUUGACCCCGAUGUACACUCUUUCUUUGCCAACGAUAAGUUCAACAUAGCGGAAAGGCUGAUCUCUUUAAUAGCGUCCAUCAUGCAGACGUACGACACUACCACGGCGUCGGUCUUGGAGCAAGGCCGGAUCGAUGAUCAAGACAGUGUCACGUUAGAUUCACUGGUUCAAUUGAAGAAUUUCUCCGAUUUGAAGCUUGUGUUGCUAAUCCUACAGAUUUUAAACUUGCUCAUCCUUAAUACAAAAGUACCCGUAGGAAUCGUCAACCAAUGGUUCCUUCAAUUUCAAAAUCAAUUCGUCGAGUUUAUCAGACACGUCGGCUCUCCGGAAAAAACCAUCGACACUUCUUCAUCGCAGUUUUAUAAGUUUCAGAAUUUCCAAGACCUGAGUUACCUUUCAAAAACGCUUGUUUCCAGAAUAUCGUCCCUAACAGCAAUCACGACCAUUUUGAUGCUCGGGCUUAACACCGCAGUAGCUCAAUUUGACCUUCAAUCACCUUUAUAUUCCGAUUCACGCACUUUCGAAACCAUCAACGCCGCUUUGGAAAAUGAUUUAACAACCAGUAUCGUGAACGAAGAUCCCGUUUUCCAUCCCAUGAUCCAUUAUGCUUGGUCCUGCAUACUCUACCAUAGACUAGCAUUGCAACAAUCAGAAUCAUUGGAAGAUCCAGAAAUAGCCAAAUUUGCGCAAUUUGCCGAAUCACGAAACAUUUUCCCUGAAUUGGACACUUUGGCAGAAGUAUUAUCGUUUGAUCCCACCUACACUACCAUCAUUACAGUUUUUUUGGAAUUCUCUUUGAACUUCAUCCCUAUAACAGCAUCCACUUCUCAUGUUUUCGCCAAGAUAGUUUCAAAGGCCCCAAGGCAAUUUAUUGAAAAUUUCUUGACGAAUGACACUUUUGAAGACAAACUAAGCAUCCUAAAGGCUAAAUUGCCGCUAUUAAACGAAUCACUUAUCCCCUUGAUAAAUCUAUCAUUAAUCGAUACGGAAUUUGCCAAUUUCGAACUGAAAGAUAUUAAUUCGUUCGCGAUCUCCAAAAAUAGCUUAAACGACUUGGAUUACGAUUUGAUAGCAGACAUAACAGCAUCAUCUUCGUUUUCCUCUUCGGAUAUCAUUAUACCUGAUUUGAUAGAAUUGAAAUCCGAUUUGCUAGUAUCGCCCCCUCUAGAAAGAGAUAAUUCCAAUAGUUUAAUGUCGAUACCGAAAUCUACAAAGGCCAAAAUACUUUCCAUCAAACAACAACAGCAAGAAGAUAAUGGCCAGCAGCCACCUAUGACUUCAAACCUGAUCAUCUUUCUUUACAAAUAUAACGGUUGGUCUCUAGUGGGUAGAAUAUUACAAAAUCUACUACAUUCGUAUACGGAAAAGGGUACCCAAUUGGAUCACUCACACCAUGAACUGAUGAUAUCCAUAAUAAAAUUAAUUGCUAAUGUCGUGGAUCCAAGGACAACCUUGGAGAGAUCAAAUGAAAUAUUAUCAAGCUUGUCGAGUUCUCUAGACACUACAAGCAGCGCUCUAAAUAACGCGUCGAUCAUUCAAGUAAUUUUUGAGAUUUUCGAAAUUUCACUACAAAAGAAGGAUUAUAAUUUAAUAGUGAAGUGUUGCGAAUUUCUGACAAUGCUCACACCAAAUUACCCCCAUUUGGUCUCUUCUUAUUUGAAUAGAUCAGAACUAUUGGAUAAAUACGGGAAGACAGGUCUUUCCAAUAUGAUUCUUGGUUCGGUUGAAUUAUCAACAGGCGAUUACAAAUUUACUAUUCAAUUGCUUAAACUAACAAACAUUUUCAUUCAAGAAUCCUUAUCUCUGCAAAACAGUCAUAUCUCCAAAAGGACUAAAAUUGAUAUUAUCAACAAGCUGGUCCUACAUGCAGUCCAUAUUUUUGAAAGCUAUUACAGUUGGAAAUAUAAUGACUUCCUACAAAAAUUCGAAAUCGCCUUCCAUUUGACUUCGAUUUUUUAUAAUGUGCUUCACAACGUUUUCACCAUGAAUCCAUCUCAAAAGGAUCAACUGAUUACUUUUCCCUCAGCAAAUAAACUGUUGCAGGUAUUUCUAACUCCUAUGGACUCCAUCGACUUGGCCCCAAAUACUCUGAUGAAUAUUCUCAUUUCGCCAUUGGAUGCCACAACUAAGAUUUUGGGAGACAAGAUCUUAGGCAACCUAUAUUCCAGAUUGAUGAAUAACUCUUUUAAGUUAUGCAAACUCUUGAUUUCCAUCAGAGGUAGUAAUCAUGACCUAAAACCAAGCAACCUGGAAAAACUGAUUUUCAUGAACUCCUCAAAAUUGAUCGACGUUUACACUUUACCAAAUUACGUUUUUCUGAAAGCUCAAAUCAUAGAACUACUAAGUUAUUUGGUGGAAGCGCCUUGGAAUGACGAAUAUCCGUUUUUGUUAUCCUUCUUGGGAGAAUCUAAGUCAAUGAAAUUUUUAGAAGAGGUCCUAUCUGAUUUGAAUUCUCCUGUACAAAAUUGGGGCCUUUUACAAAAUCUUUACAUUUUCUUCACGACUUUACUAGAGAGCAAACAAGAUGGGUUAUCAAUUCUUUUCUUAACCGGCCAAUUUGCCUCUAACAAAAACAGUAAUGAUGAAUCGUCCAUAGAUAAGAACAAAUCAAUUUUAACUGUUUUACAAAAAAAUGCUCUACUGCUAGACUCGAUGCCCGAAGAGGUCAGUUGUAAACUUUUGGAAACAAUCACAUAUGUUUUAAACACUUGGACAAAUUCUAAAAUUUUCAUCAAAGACUGCAAAUUCGUGGAUAUCUUAUUGAACAAAUUGAAGAACUCCAAAACUUUGUUCCAAAAGAAAGAAAAUUUGACUCGUGAUGAGACUAUUCAUCUUAUUAAGAAAUACAAAUUAGUCUCGAGAAUUGUAGAAAUUUUUGCAUUGUACAUUUAUAACUCAAACGAUUCAAAUGCAAAAAUUCUAAGCUUUUUGAACCAAGCAGAUUUAUUUGAGCUAGUCAGUCAUUUUUUCCAAAUUGAUGGGUUCGAUAAAACGUUUCAUGAUGAUUUGAAUCUCAAAUUUCAAGCUCAAUGGCCUAGUCUGGAAUUAAAAUCAUUUCAAAAAAUUCCCUUGUCAAAAAUAAAUGAAAACGAGAAUUUCGGUUACGAUAUUCAAUUAUUAGAUCUAGUAUUGAAAAAUGACCCUAAUUGGUGCGAACCUAGCAUCAACCAGAACGAUUUUAGAAAAGAAAUCAUCGAUGCUUCAUUAAAUUUACAGUAUGUGAAUUACGAAAUAUCUACUGCAAAGGCUUGGGGUGCGUUAAUCACCACAUUUGUUAAGAGGAGCCCAAAUCCACUAAGUGAUAGCUUUAUUGACCUAGUGGCGCAUUUCUUACAAUUGAAUAUUGAAUUUGGUUCAGACAAACAGCUAUUUACUCAAAUAUAUUUGGAAAGGAUUGAAUUGGCGUUUUAUAUCUUGUAUUCUUUCAAGCUAUCAGGGAAGUCACUGAAUGAAAGGAAAAUAGUUGAACUAUUAAACAAGAUUUUUAUAAUUUUCAAAUCUGAUGAAAUUGAUUUUAUAAAGAUGAUUGGCGGAUCUUUCAAAAACAAUUUCUAUAGACCUCUAUUAAGAUCCGCCCUAAUCCUUUUAGAGUUGGUCACUACGGGUGAUCAUUUUAUCGAGUCAGUAUCUGAUCAAUUAUUGGAGUUUUUUGAAUCGGUAUUCAGCAAAGGUGUUUACUUGAUACUAUCUAACAUCUUAUGCCAGAUUAAUAAGUGCUCUACAAAGAGCCUAAAUGCGGACCAUGCCACACAGAUUGCCAACUUGGAGGAAAAUACUCAAGAUUUACUUUUAUUACUAUCGCUGUUCAAGAAAAUCACGGAUUUGAGUCCUUCUAAGAAAUUCAAUGUUAUCUUAGCAUCAUCUUUAAAUGAGGUAGGGACUUUGAAAGUAAUUUUAAACUUAUAUUCAAGCGCACAUUUGGUUAGAAUUAAUGAUGAACCAGUGCUUGGGCAAAUUACUUUGACUUUUAUCUCUGAAUUGUGUUCGAUUGAACAAAUUGCCGAUACAUUUAUCAAUAGUGGACUGUAUACUGUUUUACUGGAAAGCCCACUGUCGGUGGCUAUACAGCAGGGAGAUAUCAAACCUGAAUUAUCGCCCAGACUACAUAACAUUUGGAGCAAUGGUCUGUUGUCUAUCAUCCUAUUGUUAUUGAGUCAAUUAGGCAUCAAGGUUUUACCUGAGACUUGCCUCUUUGUCUCAUAUUUUGGCAAACAAAUCAAAUCAACAAUAUACAAUUGGGGCGAUAACAAAUUAGCGGUAUCAAGCUCAUUGAUAAAGGAAACCAAUCAAUUGGUUUUGUUACAGAAAAUGUUAAACUUACUAAACUAUCAAGAACUGUUAAUUGAAUCUAAGAACUCUGAUGAUAAGGAUAGAGUCGUAGAACUAGUCAUUGGUUUAGAUUCGGAUUAUGAUAAGAAAAGAUUAAGUGCAGCACUAAGCAAAUUCUUGACGCAUCCAAAGUAUUUGAAUUCGAGAAUAAUACCCACCACUCUGGAAGAGCAACAGCUUUUGGAAGAUGAACCAAAGAGACUGGAAUUCGUCAAGGGUAUAAGCAGAGAUAUUAGAACAUUGCAAGAUUCGCUAUUCAAGGGCGCUUGA